Thermothelomyces thermophilus ATCC 42464 is the source of this 1441-nucleotide messenger RNA. RefSeq lists its product as uncharacterized. Gene Ontology annotation, molecular function: hydrolase activity, acting on carbon-nitrogen (but not peptide) bonds. Bases 403 to 1230 code for a protein of 275 amino acids. Gene Ontology annotation, biological process: carbohydrate metabolic process. The record is from RefSeq and is a predicted model, not a curated record. The transcript has a single exon. Lineage: Eukaryota; Fungi; Ascomycota; Sordariomycetes; Sordariales; Chaetomiaceae.
CAAGAAUGAUGAAGACAUCGAAGCGGAAGAAGAAAGAAAGGCGACAAGAAGAUUCCCCUUGAUUUUCCGACGCGGAGUAAUUAUUCUUUUGUUACCAUGGAAAGAGGCCCGGAAAUCCAACUAAUUAACCCCACUACCCUUCGCAACUGCCGAACUUCCAUUCGAGAUCAAGUGUCUGGAGACGCAAACAAUUGCCGGCUCUUUUCCAUACGUGCCGUUUCGCAUCCACUACAUCAAACUCUAAAAACCAUGAAACAUCUCAUUCCACGUGUAGUUUCAUCGCCCAUCGCGAACUGCAUUCGGACCACAAUCCCUUUCAAUACCGGAUUUGGUUUCCCUCGAGCGCAUCCAAGACCAUCACAAUUUCCGCCUGUUAAUUAGGUACUCAAAGUUACCACAACCAUGUCAUCCCCCGAAUCCCCUUGGCCGUCCCCCUACCGAGCCGCCAUCUCCUUUACGAUGGACAACCUCGGCGAGGCCCAGGACGUGCUGAAGGGGGCCUGGCCGCACCCGAUCGGCACCCACCCGGCCGUCACCGACCAGCUGCCCCGCAUGCUGGCCCUGCUCGACCGGUACCGCAUCCGUGCCACCUACUUCGCCGAGGCCUGGAGCCUGGGCGUCUACCCCGCCACCGUGGAGGCCCUGGCCCGGGCCGGCCACGAGGUCGCCUGGCACGGGUUCCAGCACGAAGUCUGGAGCGGGCUGGACGAGGCGCAGGAGGCGGAGAGCUUCCGCAAGAGCUGGGAGGCCGCGCGCGCGCACGGUGUGGACUACGUCGGCUUCCGGCCGCCCGGGGGCCGGAUCAACGAGCGGACGUGGAGGCUGUUGAAGGAGUACGGGGUCGAGUAUGUCUCGCCUCUGGGAGAGUUCGGGCUGGGGAAGGAAGGGGUGGCGGUGUUGCCUUUUGACUGGCGGGCGGUUGACGCGUUUUGGUAUAUGGAGAAGUUUGACAGGAUUCGAAAGGAAUAUGGAGAAAAUGAGGACGUACGGGGGCCGAAGGAGUUCCAGACCUGGUUGAGGAAAGAAAUCGAUGAAGUGGUUAGAACUGGAGGGUACAUGUCGAUUCUGUUCCAUCCAUUCUUGCAAACAAGCGAAGAACGGUUUGAGGUGCUGGAGGAGGUCCUGAAGAGAAUCAGUGAGGACAAGAGCAUUUGGGUGGCGCCGUGCAGGGAGGUUGCUGAGUGGGUGAAGAAGCACCCCCAUCUAUUUCAAUCUGGCCCAGCUGCAUGAUGAACAAUGGAGAUUAGAUGUUGAUUAUCUGUGGAUAAAAAGAUCUCCCAUGAAUCUUUUCACAAGCAAGACGUCACUAUUGCAGGGUAAGUUCUCAGCCAUCUGAGAGUCGGUGGACGCCGGGUUAUUUCAAGUCCUCAACUCUAAGUGCAGAUACUCCAUCCUGUGAUUACCACGGUCAGUGCAAAACAAUACUAUUCUCCCGUGAAGG